AUCUACCAGCGGAGGAAAAUGGCCGUCAAGGAAUCGAACAUCAGACGUUCUCAGGGUUGACUACGAUCUUCAAGACAUUUACAGCCACAAGCAUCCUUAAUGUAGGCGUUACUUAGCUCAGAAGCAUCAAGAUGAACUUCUUAAAAGGAUCAGGCCCCACAGAGGAAGAGAAGGCAGAACACAGAGUCAUCAAACACACGCUGAGCAGCCAGCUGUCCAGAACCAUCAAAAGGUUGCAGCAGGAGCACAUUGGAUCAGACUCGGCUGUUCGAAGCGGUGACCAUGGCAACGCCAUCUGUAACGUCCUGGAGGCCAUCUUUCUCCAUGGGCUCAAGGCCUCCUUCGCAACUAAGAUCUCAGGGAUGUUUGGGUCAGGGAAGGAGGAGAAAGGGCCAGUCAUGAGUUUCUGGCCCUUCGUGAUGCACUUCACCCACAAGGACGUGGUUUCCCAGCUGAACCACCUCGCCCACAUCACCACGGAGAUCGGGCAGUGCAGGGCAUGGAUCCGACUGGCCCUGAAUGAUGGACUGAUGGAGAGCUAUGCUGAAGCCAUGCUGAGGGACAAGGAGCUCCUCAGGUCCCACUACAGGUCUAUUGCGUACCUUAGAGAUGAGGAACACCCCACUAUCAUGAAGAAUCAUCUGCAAGGGUUGGAGGGUUUUCAGUUCCAGCUGUCCUACAACUCCAGCGUGCUGAACGACUGGGGCGUGUCCUCUCUCACCCUGGCUGGGCUCUGGUCUCCCCUGCAGGCUCCUGAGGCUGUCACACCAUCAUCACCUGAUGUUGCCAUGGAGGCCACUGAGGGUGAUGACCCCAUCCUGCCCUCACAGCAGGCAGCUAGGGAGGUCAAGCAGGUCAGGUCGGGUCGCAAGGGUCAGAGGUCUUCACGGAAGACGGUCGACAUCCUGGAUCCUGAGGGAGAUACGGAUUCAGUGGGAUCGUCUGUUACCAUGGAAACAGAAGCAUCCACGGAGCAAAUCCUGGAUGGUGGCAACAGAACCACGUCUGUGGAGAGUACUGCGGGUGAACAAAAGGAGGACACAAGUCAGGUUUUCUUGAGAAAGGAGAAGCCAUCUUCUUAUGAUUUUAAGAGUGCUGUGAAGGACAUUGCGGAAGGGGAAAUGUCUUCAGGAAGUUCUCAAGGCAUCAGGGAGAUUCAAGAAGUCUCAGAGUCUCCACACUUUAAAGACAGCGUUGAGGACUUAAAGGUAAUGGGUCAUCAGACUUCUCAAUUUCCAGUGGAUCCAACACCAGGGAGCAACUCAGUUGUUACACCAAGCAACUCGGUUGCCACUUCAAGCAACACAGUUGCCACACAGAACAACUCAGUUGCCACACCGAGCAACUCAGUUGCCACGCCAAGCAACUUGGUUGUUGCACCGAGCAACUCAGUUGCCACUCCAAGUGGUGCCGUGUCCCCAGCAGGAACUGAGAGAGUCGAUGGUCUUACUGUUAACAGGAACACUGAAGAAAAUGUUCAUUUCUCUGGGGAUAGACAGAGCUCUGUGGAAACCAGGGUUGAUCAGCCUAGUACAUCGCCAUCAGGGUUUUCUCUGCCACUACAAACGUCAGACCAACCACAAGGCGCGCAGGAGAAAGAGACCCGGUCGGAAACUCUGACCUCUCAGGACAUGUACUAUGACAUCUACAGCAGGAGCAGGACGGAGACAGAAGCUAGCAUCACAUCCCCAUCCUCCAAUGACGAGGGCGAGGACACAGUAAAGGUAGCAGCAGAUUCGUCAGCUGUGAGUAGCAUCAUUCAGCCGGCUUCACAACAACAAGGGCAAACAUCUGCUGAGAGCAUGGAAAGUGAGGAGGGUGUGGCAGGAUACGGUAGCUAUGGCAACAGCCUGGGGGUGCGAUCUGGUUGGUCGUCAGCCGGGACUAAGGAGAGCAUCCUUGCCAACCCUGGCAGACACAGGGCACCGUCCUCCUCAAGAGGCAGUUUUGACUCGUUGCUGAAGAGCUACUCGCCCCAGGGCAGUCUGGCCACAACCCCAGGGAUGCAGGAGAUACUAGAGGCCAUGGCAGGGCCUGACUCUGGACAGGAGGCACAACUGGAGGCACAGGAACCUGAUAGUAGCCAUUUGGAAGAAAGUUAUGAGUUAGACAGAGAAGACUUUGAGGUUCUGCCAUUGGGCUCCUCAGUCACCUCAGGCCAUGCUGACCCAAGAACAAAGGAGCUGAUGGCCCAGCUGACGUCCAUUGGCCGCGAGAAGGGCCUCGAUGUGCAGAACUUCAAGUGCAAGGACUGUGAGCGGCAGAUCGGACUCAUUUUUGGGAAGUACCAAGUGUGUAACUACGAUGGCUGUUACUACUGCGAGGAGUGUCACGUCAAUGAAGAGGCGGUCAUUCCUGCUCGCAUCAUCCUCAACUGGGACUUCAAGAAGCACAAGGUUGCCCACAGCACGAAGCUGUUCCUGCUACAAGUGGAAGAGGAGCCGCUCAUCAACCUGGAGGAGUGCAACCCUGACAUCUACACGUACAUAAAGGAGAUGUCAGAGGUCAAGACCCUGCGGCUGCAGCUGAAGUAUGUAAAGGCGUACCUGUUCACCUGUAACCAGUCAGUGGCUGAGGAUCUCAGAAAAAGGGUUUGGCCCAAGGACUACAUGCUGGACAGGAUCCAUCUGUACUCUGUUGUUGACUUGCUGCAGGUGACGUCGGGUCAGCUUCAGCAGCACCUGAAGAAGGUGGUGAAACAUGCCACCAAGCACGUCUACAAGUGCCAGUUGUGCAGCCAGAAAGGGUUCCUGUGUGAGGUCUGCAACAGUCCCAACCCCAUCUACCCAUUUGAGACGGAGACCACAGUCAGGUGUGAUCGGUGUAAGGCGGUGUUCCAUGCCAAAUGUCGCGCGGACAACCGGCCGUGUCCGAAGUGCGCCAGACGAGAUCUGCGCAGGUCGCAGUUCCGAACCGUGGAGGACACUUCUCCAGACUUCACUUUCCCCGUCUAGCGCUGUGGUUAUGAUGACCAUAUGUGGCUACAUUAGCCUAGAUACCAUUGUGUUAAGGGUCGUGUCUGAUCUAAAAGUCAACGACAGGUUGCACAUAUUCCGGUAGACAGAAAAAUCCGAAGUCAGUGGCAGUAAUCUGACAUAAACUCUUCUAACAGUUCUGAAGUAUGAAUUACUGCAGCAGUAAAUGACAAGAAGCAGUGUUAACGUUGAAGUGUUUGCCAUGCUGAAAGAAGCCCUGAUACAGUGUCUUUAGGUUAGCAGCCUGAUUUGGUGGCACAGAACAAUAGACUAAACACAGGGAAGACUCCAGGUUGUUGUAAGUACUCAAAUCAGUUUUAUCUGGAAUACAGUGUGUCUCCACUACCCCUGCAUGCAGAUUCCAGACGGCAAUGGCAGAAGAUACAGUCACGUACAAGUACCGUUAAUCUAAAGGACUUUUGUAGAGUAUUGGCAGUCUGUCGGUGAAGGUCAGACAUCCAGGUAAUAAGAUACUGUACAUC
Branchiostoma floridae (Florida lancelet) is the source of this 3457-nucleotide messenger RNA. RefSeq names its product protein associated with UVRAG as autophagy enhancer-like. The transcript is spliced from 22 exons. The record is from RefSeq and is a predicted model, not a curated record. Lineage: Eukaryota; Metazoa; Chordata; Leptocardii; Amphioxiformes; Branchiostomatidae. The coding region runs from base 132 to 2954 and encodes 940 amino acids.